UCUCCUUUUUUUUUUUUUUUUUUCUUCAGAGGGGCUGGACUUGUUUCCCUUAUAAACGCUGCCUGCAGAACCAACAGCUUCCUUAAAAGUAAUUGGUUUCUGCUGAACAGCAAGGAUCGCUUUAGCAAAGCACAGAAUGCAUUUUAGAAAUUUUAACUACAGUUUUAGUUCUCUGAUUGCCUGUGUGGCAGAUAGCGAUGUCUUCAAUCAAGCAGAAACAAGGGCCAAAUUUGAAUCGCUGUUUAGAACAUAUGACAGAGAUAUCACCUUUCAGUAUUUUAAGAGCUUCAAAAGAGUACGAAUAAAUUUCAGUAACCCUUUAUCUGCGGCAGAUGCAAGAGUCCAGCUGCACAAGACAGAGUUCCUUGGAAAGGAAAUAAAACUGUAUUUUGCUCAGACUUUACACAUUGGAAGCUCGCAUUUGGCACCACCAAAUCCAGACAAACAGUUCUUGAUUUCACCUCCCGCCUCUCCACCUGUCGGUUGGAAGCAAGUAGAAGAUGCUACCCCUGUGAUUAACUAUGACCUUUUAUAUGCUAUUUCCAAGUUAGGACCAGGUAAGAAGCGUUAGAAGCACAAAUAUGUG
Meleagris gallopavo (turkey) is the source of this 586-nucleotide messenger RNA. Lineage: Eukaryota; Metazoa; Chordata; Aves; Galliformes; Phasianidae. The record is from RefSeq and is a predicted model, not a curated record.